GGCACCCGGAUGUGGCGAAAAUGUUUGGCGCUCCUCUCAGGGUUUGCGCUGGAGGAACAAUUUCUAUUUCAGGUCAAAGGCACAGUUCAGGCUCGCGCGUCGACACCUUUGCACGGUUUUUCCAAAGAUGAGUUGGAUUUAAAACGGAUAUUUUCGAUGUGGAUUCGAGGAUGCAAGAAGCAGAUGAACAGUCUGAAGGGGCACAGUAUGCCAGCAAUAGAAGGACUACUCCCUCCACUGAUGCUUCGGCGCUCUGGUCAGAAAGCCACACCUGUCUGCACCAGCUCCAUCCACCGGAGCCCCUGCAGGCCCCGGCCAGCACUGGCAAGCCUGUCGGCUCCUCUUAUGGCCUCCUUGGGGCCAAUAGCGGCGUUCAGGGCCCUGGUGGCCCUGGCUCCGGUGUCAGCCCAGUCCUUGCUUGGCAUGCUGCCAUUAGUGCUGCUCGCCAAGCACAGGACGAUCCUGCAAAGCAUGAGAUGAGUUCCCGGCCCUCAGUUUGCACCACUGGACCUGCUCCUGUAGGCUCACUGGCCCAGAGGAAGAGGCAGCAGUAUGCCAAGAGCAAAAAACAGGGAGGAUCUACCAACAGCAGGCCACCCAGAGCACUGUUCUGCCUCACCCUCAACAACCCCAUCCGCAGGGCCUGCAUCAGUCUGGUGGAGUGGAAACCAUUUGAUAUCUUUAUACUGCUGUCUAUUUUUGCCAACUGUGUGGCCUUAGCCAUCUACAUCCCCUUCCCUGGAGAUGACUCCAAUUCUACCAACCAAGAACUGGAAACAGUAGAAUAUGCCUUCCUGAUCAUUUUCACUAUAGAGACAUUUCUGAAGAUUAUUGCCUAUGGCCUGGUCAUGCAUCAAAACUCCUAUGUCAGAAACGGCUGGAACAUGCUGGACUUUGUCAUUGUCAUUGUGGGGUUGUUCAGUGUGGUUCUGGAGAUGAUAACCAAAGACGCUGACUCUGGUGGCCAGUCUGGGGGUAAACCUGGGGGGUUUGACGUCAAGGCCCUCCGAGCAUUUCGCGUGUUACGACCCCUUCGGCUCGUUUCCGGAGUUCCCAGUUUACAGGUGGUUUUAAACUCCAUCAUUAAAGCCAUGGUCCCCCUGCUUCACAUCGCUCUGCUUGUCCUCUUCGUCAUUAUCAUCUACGCCAUCAUUGGCCUGGAACUCUUCAUUGGCAAAAUGCACGCCACAUGCUAUGUGGUACAGACAGGUGCCCUUGCAGAAGAAGAGCCCACACCGUGUGCACUGUCAGGGCACGGCCGUCAUUGCCUGCUCAAUGGUACAGGUUGCAGAGAGGGCUGGCAAGGUCCCAACAACGGCAUCACCAACUUUGACAAUUUUUUGUUUGCCAUGCUCACUGUGUUCCAGUGCAUCACCAUGGAGGGCUGGACUGACGUCCUCUACUGGAUGAAUGAUGCGAUGGGCUUUGAGCUGCCGUGGGUUUACUUUGUCAGUCUGGUCAUAUUUGGAUCCUUCUUUGUGCUCAACUUGGUCUUGGGUGUGUUGAGCGGAGAGUUUUCCAAAGAGCGAGAGAAGGCCAAGGCUCGGGGAGACUUCCAGAAGCUCCGUGAGAAGCAGCAGUUAGAGGAAGACCUAAAGGGCUACCUGGACUGGAUCACCCAGGCUGAGGACAUCGACCCUGAGAACGAAGAGGGAGACGAGGAGGGCAAGCGUAACCGGGUCACAUUGGCUGACCUCACUGAGAAGAAGAAAGGAAAGUUUGGCUGGUUCACUCAGUCCACAGAGACACAGGCGAGCAUGCCCACUAGUGAGACAGAGUCGGUGAACACAGAGAAUCACAAUGGAGAGGAAGAUAAAUCACCCUGCUGUGGACCGCUGUGUCAAAAAAUUACUAAAUCAAAGUGCAGUCGUCAGUGGCGGCGGUGGAACCGGUUUUGCCGGAGGAAGUGUCGUGCAGCUGUAAAAUCAGUGACGUUUUACUGGCUGGUCAUUGUCUUGGUGUUCCUCAACACUCUCACCAUCGCCUCUGAGCACUACAACCAGCCAGACUGGCUGACUGAAGUGCAGGACGUAGCCAACAAAGUUCUCCUUGCAAUGUUCACCAUGGAGAUGCUGGUGAAGAUGUACAGUUUGGGACUGCAGGCCUACUUUGUGUCCCUGUUUAACCGCUUUGACUGUUUCGUGGUGUGUGGCGGCAUCGUAGAGACCAUCCUGGUGGAGCUGGCCAUCAUGUCUCCUUUGGGUAUUUCUGUUUUCCGCUGUGUACGCCUCCUUAGGAUCUUCAAAGUUACACGUCAUUGGGCAUCUCUUAGUAACCUGGUGGCCUCUCUGCUCAACUCCAUGAAGUCUAUCGCCUCCCUGUUGCUGCUGCUCUUCCUCUUCAUCAUUAUUUUCUCCCUGCUUGGCAUGCAGCUGUUUGGGGGCAAGUUCAACUUUGAUGAGACUGUGACCAAGAGGAGCACGUUUGAUAACUUCCCUCAGGCCCUGCUCACUGUGUUCCAGAUCUUGACAGGAGAAGACUGGAAUACAGUGAUGUACGAUGGUAUCAUGGCAUAUGGUGGUCCCUCCUCCUCCGGAAUGGUGGUCUGCAUUUACUUCAUCAUCCUUUUCAUCUGUGGAAAUUACAUCUUGCUAAAUGUCUUCUUGGCUAUUGCUGUUGACAACCUGGCAGAUGCAGAGAGCCUCAACACAGCACAGAAGGAGGAAGAAGAGGCAAAGAAGAGGAAGAACAGUGCCAAGGAUACAAGCACAGAAAAGAGGAGAGUUGAAAUAACAGAAUCCAAGGAUGGUGAGACCAAGGUGCCAGCAAAGGCCUUGCUACAGGAACACAAAGAGUUGUAUCCUGCCAUCGACUCCCCAGUGUGUGAAGAUGACGAUAAUGAUGACCUCCCAGAAGUCCCCUCUGGGCCCCGCCCCCAGAGGCUGUCUGAACUCAGCAUCAAAGAAAAGACUCCGCCAAUCCCGGAGGGCAGCGCCUUCUUCAUCUUCAGCAGCACUAAUCCGUUUCGUGUAUUCUGCCAUAAGCUGAUCAACCAUCAGAUCUUUACCAACCUCAUCCUGGUCUUCAUCAUGCUCAGCUCUGUCUCUCUGGCUGCGGAGGACCCCAUACGCAACUUCUCUGCUCGCAAUAUUAUACUUGGUUAUUUUGACUAUGCUUUCACCGCAAUCUUUACUGUUGAGAUCCUGUUGAAGAUCCUAGGCUAUGCAGACUAUGUCUUCACUAGUAUGUUUACAUUUGAGAUCCUUAUUAAGAUGACAGCAUUUGGAGCGUUCCUUCAUAAAGGGGCGUUCUGUAGAAACUACUUCAACCUAUUAGACCUGCUAGUCGUUGGUGUGUCUCUGGUGUCCUUCGGCAUUCAGUCCUCUGCUAUCUCCGUGGUCAAGAUUCUGCGUGUUUUGAGAGUCCUCCGCCCACUCAGGGCCAUCAACAGAGCCAAAGGACUCAAGCACGUGGUCCAGUGUGUGUUUGUGGCCAUCAGGACCAUCGGUAACAUCAUGAUUGUCACCACCCUGCUGCAGUUCAUGUUCGCUUGUAUCGGUGUGCAGCUCUUCAAGGGGAAAUUCUAUCGAUGCACAGAUGACGCAAAGAACAGCCCAGAGGAGUGCAAGGGUACAUACAUUCUCUACAACAACGGGGACACAGCACUGCCCAUGGUGAGGGAGAGGAUCUGGUACAACAGUGACUUCAACUUUGACAACGUCCUCAUGGCCAUGAUGGCUCUCUUUACCGUCUCCACCUUCGAAGGAUGGCCCACCUUGUUGUAUAAAGCCAUCGAUUCCAACAGAGAGAACAUGGGUCCCAUCUACAACUACCGCAUCGAGAUCUCCAUCUUCUUCAUCAUCUACAUCAUCAUCAUCGCCUUCUUCAUGAUGAAUAUCUUUGUUGGUUUCGUCAUUGUCACCUUCCAGGAGCAGGGGGAGAAGGAGUACAAGAACUGCGAACUGGACAAGAACCAGCGUCAGUGUGUGGAGUACGCUCUUAAAGCUCGACCUCUGCGGCGCUACAUCCCCAAAAACCCCUACCAGUACAAAUUCUGGUAUGUGGUCAACUCCACUGGUUUUGAGUACGUCAUGUUUGUCCUAAUCAUCCUCAACACCUUGUGUCUGGCUAUACAGCACCAUGGUCAGUCUCAUCUGUUUAACUGUGCUAUGGACAUUCUCAACAUGGUCUUCACUGGAGUUUUCACUGUGGAAAUGAUCCUCAAGCUCAUCGCCUUCAAACCCAGAGGCUAUGUCGGGGACGCCUGGAAUGUCUUCGAUGCCCUGGUGGUGAUUGGCAGUGUAGUCGACAUCAUACUCAGCCAGAACUAUUUUGCUGAUGCAUGGAACACGUUUGAUGCCUUAAUUGUUGUGGGUAGCGUGGUUGACAUUGCCAUCACUGAGAUCAAUUCGGCAGCCCUUCCUGUCUUCAAGGUGAUAGUGGAGCCAGGGAACACAGAAGACAGCGCUCGCAUCUCCAUCACCUUCUUCCGCCUGUUCAGGGUGAUGCGAUUGGUUAAACUGCUGAGCAGGGGGGAGGGCAUCAGGACUCUCCUGUGGACAUUCAUCAAGUCCUUCCAGGCUCUUCCUUAUGUUGCCCUCCUGAUUGCCAUGCUGUUUUUCAUAUAUGCUGUAAUCGGAAUGCAGGUGUUCGGGAAAAUAGCCAUGGUGGAUGGAACACAAAUCAACCGCAACAACAACUUUCAAACCUUUCCUCAAGCUGUGCUGAUGCUCUUCAGGUGUGCUACAGGUGAGGCCUGGCAAGAGAUCAUGCUGGCCUGUCUGCCAGGGAAGCUGUGUGAUUCAGAGUCAGACUACAACCCCGGAGAGGAGAGAACCUGCGGCAGUGGUUUCGCCAUUAUCUACUUCAUCAGCUUCUACAUGCUCUGUGCUUUUCUGAUCAUCAACCUAUUUGUGGCUGUCAUCAUGGAUAACUUUGACUAUCUGACCCGUGAUUGGUCCAUUCUUGGGCCACAUCACCUGGAUGAGUUUAAAAGGAUCUGGUCCGAAUACGACCCUGAAGCCAAGGGCAGGAUAAAGCACCUCGAUGUUGUGACUCUGCUAAGGAGGAUCCAACCUCCGCUGGGCUUCGGCAAGCUCUGCCCUCACAGGGUGGCGUGUAAGCGUCUGGUGGCAAUGAACAUGCCCCUGAACAGUGAUGGCACUGUCAUGUUUAAUGCCACUUUGUUUGCUCUGGUCCGAACUGCUCUCAAGAUUAAGACUGAGGGCAACCUGGAGCAAGCCAAUGAGGAGCUUAGAGCUGUGAUCAAGAAGAUCUGGAAGAGGACCAGCAUGAAGCUGCUGGACCAAGUUGUGCCCCCCGCAGGCGAUGACGAGGUAACAGUGGGGAAGUUCUAUGCCACCUUCCUUAUACAGGACUACUUCAGGAAGUUCAAGAGGCGCAAAGAACAAGGCCUUAUGGGAAGGCACUCAUGGGAGAGGCUGAACACCACCAUGGCUUUACAAGCCGGCCUGCGCACGCUGCAUGACAUCGGACCAGAGAUCCGUCGAGCCAUAUCUUGUGACCUGCAGGAGGAGGGGCUAGUAGAGCUUAAUGGAGAAGAAGAGGAGGAAAUUUACAGGCGUAAUGGUGGUUUGUUUGGCAACCAUGUGAACCAUGUUGGUGGCGAUCAGCAAGGCUCCUCUCACCCGACCACCGUCACCCAACGCCCAUUGCAAAUCCUGCCCUUCUCCUGCAACUCCUCGACUGACCCCCCCCAAAUUGGCAGGAGAGCCAGCAGCAAUUACAGGGAAGGAGAGACAGAGAUUGACUCUCCACCCAUCCAGUAUAAUCAUCAUUAUCAUUCCCCUCAUCCGUAUAAUUACCCUCACUGUAAUUCCACUUGCCAUCAAUCGCCAAUACCCUCCAAUGCCAACCUCAACAAUGCCAACGUGCCCUCGCUUCUCUCCAUGACCACUGGGAGGCAGCAGAAGUGUCUGUUAAGGCGUGACCGUCCAUCUUCCACUAAAAAUGGAUCAUCAGCAAUAACUCGCAGCAGAGGAGCACAGGACAAGCCUUGGAGGUCACACUCCACAAGGACACGCUACCGCGAGGCCUACAUUAGGUCACAAAGUGGUGGUGGACUUUACCCCACCAUUUGUCGAGGGGAGCCAGGGGGCGUGGACAGCGAUGAUGAGCGAGGCUCAGGAGAGUACUACAGUGGAGAGGAGUUUCAUGAAGACGACAUCAUGCUCACAAAGAACAGGUUGAGCAACAAGGAUCGACGUGAUGCAGAAAGAGACUUUGACCUUGACGUUUCUGGGGGCAACCACCAGCCUGAUAGUUACUAUAAUGAUGAUCAACAGCUGAUCUGCCAAGACAGCAGGCGGUUACCCAGGAGAUGGUUGUUACCCUCACCUCAAGCCUCCAACAGACCAACAUUUAGUUUUGAGUGUCUCCGCAGAAGAAGUAGUCAGGAUGAUGCUCCUCCCUCUCCAUCCUGCACAGCUCUUCCACUACACCUGGUGCAGCAACAGGUAAUGGCUGUGGCUGGUCUCGAUGUUAGCAGAAUUCACCAUCUGUCUCCGACGAGGUCGCUGUGCUCCUGGGCCACGCCUCCUGCUUCACCCAUUAGCCUGGACUGCUCGCCCUGCUACACACCGCUCAUACAGGUGGACUGGAGCAGUCCUGGCAGUGUUGGCAGCAUCCCUGGAGCAGUGAAGAGGAGCUCAUGGUACACAGAAGGCCAGGAUGGCCCUCCCACCCGCAGCCACUCUCCAUCACGUCUGCAGCUACCUGCAGAGAGCUGCACACACUUCCUGCAGAAGAGAGGCAGUGCCAACAGUCUGGUGGAGGCUGUAUUGAUCUCUGAGGGUCUGGGGAAAUACGCCAAAGACCCCAAGUUUGUGUCAGCGACCAAACAUGAGAUUGCGGAUGCCUGUGAGAUGACCAUUGACGAGAUGGAUAGUGCUGCUAGUAAUCUUCUGAAUGGGAGUACGGGUAAUGGCAACAAUGGGGGGACAGGGAACGUCACCUCAGACCCACAUGCCGCCACACAUUUUAGAGACUGCAGUAUCCGUGACUACAGCGAUGAGGAGCCGUACAUGGCUAUGAAAUGCGAGGAGGACUUAACAGAUGAGAUGAUAUGCAUCACGUCACUAUAGCAGCGGCUCACAGCGGAUUAUUUCGGGUUUUUUUUUAUUGAAUUUUCAUUUCUGCUCCACAUUUAGGGGACAUCUCUGUUCAAGUGCGUCCUGCGUCCGACAGAAAAAAACGUAAAACAUGAACAGAUAAGAGAACAAAGUGCCUUGUUUUCUCUUUCUGUGAAGUGGAAAAUGGAAAUGCCAGAGGGAUGAGAAAAAUGGUCAUAUUCAUGGAAAAGCUAGGAUGAAUUCAGCAAAUAUUGAAACCAGUGGGCAAUCAAACUACCUGCCAGGAUUCAUCACACUCCUUUUAAGUUGUUUUCCAUUUUUUCAAUUAUUAACAGUGAAUUGAUGGAGCAGAAUAAUCUGGCAGCCUCACAAAGCCAGCCCAAAGCUUGUCAAGUUAAUUUUCCCAACAACAUCCACUGAAUCCAGCAGCUAAAAGCCCGACAGUAUGGGGAGUUGUGUGCAGUCUGUAAGUGCUUGGUUGUGUGUGCUUGGUUAUGCGUACAUAUGUAUUUUUGUUUUGUCUCUGGUCUCCAAAACACAGGAUCUGGCAAAGAGUAGCAGUUUAAAUUUCACAGUUUCAGCUUUAGUGUGAGGCCAUUUGCAUCCAUAAAGUACUGUUUGAACAAUGUUGGGAUUGUUGGCCUGUCAUUGUUCUGCUGGACGUUCCUAAAGCUAUGUGACUUUGCAUAAGCAAGGCCAUGACUCCCACAUUGUUGUGUGCCACUGUUCUAAACACUCACAGACUACACUGUGUGAAAUGUUUCAUGCAAAACAGACUUUACCAAAAAAAUUAAAAAAAAAAAAAAAUUUUCCACAACAUUCUGUCCUCCAGUUUGAACAUCAGAGACAAACACCAGUGACAGGCCAGUGAGUGAGCCUUGACAUCUUAAAAAAUAAGAUAAAAUAUGUGAGCUGCCUUUGCAAAGCUGCAUUUCUCCUGUCCAAUGAUUCCAAGAUUCCCUGUAUUCAAGUUUCAUCUCAUGUAUACACUAUGUGUGAUCUUAACCUUUCAUUGCUCAUAAUAACAGACACAGUUUUGAUCUGCUGCUCAUUCCUCACAUUAUAUUUUGGUCUCUAUAACUCAGAUAAGACAAAAAAACCAAACACAAAAACAAACAAACAAACAAACAGAAAAUCCUCAGUUUAUCACAUAGUUUAUUUCAACUCAUCUCAGCAAGAGCGGAAAGCAAGCUGAUCCAUAAGCCAUUCCACCCGGUGAAUCUGGGAGCUGCUCUUGGUCACCAGUUCAGGGUUUCAGGGUUUAAAUGUUGCUCGUUUCCAGUUUUGACUUGAAAAGGAAAUCACAUAUCAGUGAGAAAGACUUUCUCCUCAGGCAUAUCCUUCUGUUUCAUGUGUAUGCUGAAAUGACACACACAGAAACAUGUUGUAAGUCUUUCCCCCCUUUAUACCAACAAAACACCUACUUAACCAAAAACGUACACACUUUUUAAUUUUACUGCUUUGACCAUUAUGAAAACAAAGAAAAAUGAAGUUAUUACAAUAUCACAGACUUAUUUCUAUAGUGAUCGCUAACCCAAAGCCCCUUGAAAACUGUGAGUAAAGACUGUUAAGGCUCACUCAGAAUAUGCAAGGAUUCCUUACUCACACUCUUUCACACAUUGUUGAAAAAGUGCCAGCCCUAUGACACAUACAGUAUAACACUGCGUCAUGUGAGACUUACCAGUAUGGUAUGUUUCAGUGCUGCAUGAAACUUUGAUUAAUAAUAUGUUUUUACAAGGCAACAAAGAUUAUCCAGAGAUUCCUUCGUCAUAGCUGAAGCCAUAUUUGGCUCAACACUUUUUGGUGUUCCCUUGAAUCUAUUGUCACAUUCAAUGUGCUUGUUCUCUCUGGCACCUGAGUGCUUGUUUCAUGAUGAGUCAGAUGAAGUAAACAGAUCAAAACACACCAUAGAAAUAUAUAUAUAUAUAUAUAUAUAUAUAUAUAUAUAUAAAAUUUAUUUAUUUAUUUAUUUAUUUAUUUAUUUUUUUUUUUUCCUGACAAUAUAUAAAUUAAGUAUAUUGUUGUUGAGUGUAUAUAGAGUGUUCUUGGAGUGAAAUGAUUGAUGUUAACUGCUGGUGUUUAUUUGUAGGAUUUCUUUUUGUUCCAGCACCAGUUUGAGUGCACAAGAUGUCCAAAGCAGCUGCUUGUCUGAAAGGAGAACUACGCAACAUGCUCAUAGGUAAAAACACUGAUGAGAGGCAACAUUUCUCACCUGCUAUUCUGCACAUCAGCUCCACCACUUUCCAGUGUUUGUCUACCACUGCCACAUGUAAAAAUGUCCUCAGGUCAGCCUUUAAAAACCCAGGGUGAUCAUGCUUUUCUUUUUUUCUCAGUCUAAAUACUGUUGUCAGGGCAAACAAAGGGCUCCUUCAAAUAUAAAACCAAAUCAAGUGAUCAGUGAGUGCAUUUACAUGCACAAUAUUCCAAUGAUUUUCCAAAUCAUUUUUUAAUAAAUAAUAAUUUUUCAUUUUUAAAUGUUUUCUCUGAGGUGUGCACCAGUUCUUCUGGUGCACAAUGUCUGAACAUGAUUGAUGCAGAUACUGAGACGAAAGUUUGCUGUUCGGUGUUGUGAUGAUACAGUUUAUAUACAUAUUAAUCUCACCUGAAACAGGACAUGAGCUGGUAUUUGGAAAACUCUUUGCAUGUACUGUAAGUGCACUCCUCUCUUCUCUCCAGAAGAUUUAUAUAUACAGGAUUUAGUGGCCAAUACUGCUGAUAAAUAUGACUUCUGCAUUUUCUAACUGCAUGUAAAUUGUGUUUAAUUAAGACCUUUAACAAAUAUUAUUGCUAUUACCUCGGUACCUAUCCAGGUGUGUUGGUUAAUGUGUCAGGGAAACUGUGUGGCAAUGGCUGAAUUUCCACAAAAUGAAAGUAAACUUGUUUCUAAAGUAGUAAUAAUGUAAAAUGCUUUCAUAUUCAUAGUUUUCUCCUGUGAUUGAUCUGAUUGGCCACAUGGGUGUUCCACAACUCUACAUUAUGGUUGGUUAAUGAUUAUUUAAGAAGCACACUGAGAUGUUAAAAACCUCUAAAGACAGCAAAGUAAUCUCAGUGCUCAACUGAUGUGAUUUCUGGAAUGCGCAGUGCUGAAAUCUUAACAACCAGCUUCAGAAAAAGAAUCAAGAAUCACACAAUUCGCAUACAGAAAUCACACAUUUUCCACUUUGAAAAUCUCAUCAUUUUGUGUAAAUACAGCCAGCAGAUUCUGUUUUACUGUCUUGGAUUCUAAUGACGUUUUAAAUGAAAAGUAGAGUAAUUAUGAGCACUUCAAAAGCCAUAUUACACACAUGCUGUGAACAGAUUUAGAUUUUUGCUGCAUAUCCCUCUGAAACUGCCGAGCAGUAGAUUAUGCACCCUGCAGAAUGCAGAGCUGCAGCGUCUUGUACCGUGUGAUUGACACUCUGGUUGUUUUGGGGAUUAAACCUGUCAUGGUUUCUGUGAAUUACGUCCCUCCUGCUCAAGAGUCGGCCAUGUUUUCCUCAGCUCCUGAAGUUUCUGAUCUCUGACUGACAUUUACACAGUGAUCAUGGGGAGGACAGUGAUGGGCGACACAGAUAGUAAUCACUUGAUCAAUACCAAAUGUUUUAUUAAAUUGAGUGUUUCGGUGUCAUCAUUAAUUGGUUUUACAAACAAAAUAAAAAUAAUGACAAAGAUACA
Messenger RNA from Seriola aureovittata, 10685 nucleotides. It is a transcript of the gene cacna1db, whose product is annotated as calcium channel, voltage-dependent, L type, alpha 1D subunit, b. The record is from RefSeq and is a predicted model, not a curated record. Gene Ontology annotation, molecular function: high voltage-gated calcium channel activity. Gene Ontology annotation, biological process: calcium ion import across plasma membrane. NCBI's taxonomy places the organism in Eukaryota, Metazoa, Chordata, Actinopteri, Carangiformes, Carangidae. Gene Ontology annotation, cellular component: voltage-gated calcium channel complex; membrane. Bases 171 to 7043 code for a protein of 2290 amino acids. The transcript is spliced from 52 exons.